AUGGCAGCACAUAUCAUCCUCGGCCUUCUCUCCCUCACCACCGCCGCCGCUCCGGCCGGCGCCACGACGGAGCAGCAGCCCGAAGUCAUCCCCGGCCCCGGCAUGCCCAGCCUCCAAGAGCUUGGCGUUACAUCUGCCGAGCUGUACCAGCAAGGUCUUCCCAAACCCGCCGAGCUCAGCGUCCUCUCGGCCAACUUCAACCCCAUCUGCGGGCCCAACGAAAGCCGCUACACAAACGUCAACGGCCUCGUCGCGUGCUUCCACUACCUGCAGAAGCUCGGCACCCAGCAGUGCAAGGUGCCGAGCGAGCACUCGGUCUUUUGCCGCGCGGGCGACGCCGUGGUGCUCGGGCAGGCGGCGAACCUGCACGGCGCGUCGUCUUACUGCCGUGAUGUUGCGACUGGUCUUUUGUACACGAUCGACCACUGCACCCGCCCGGACAAGAGCUGCGCUGGCGCCCAGGCGGCAGGAGGAAAUGGAAAUUUGAUUGUUGUUUCCGGUGACAAGAGAGUCUAUGGCUAA
Messenger RNA from Cordyceps fumosorosea ARSEF 2679, 522 nucleotides. RefSeq lists its product as hypothetical. The transcript has 4 exons. Bases 1 to 522 code for a protein of 173 amino acids. NCBI's taxonomy places the organism in Eukaryota, Fungi, Ascomycota, Sordariomycetes, Hypocreales, Cordycipitaceae. The record is from RefSeq and is a predicted model, not a curated record.